AUGAAUGAGCUACGGCUGCACCUAGAUACACCCUCCUCUCACAUCAUCUUCGUCCACCCGGGGCGCGAGUCAUACACUUUUCCUCUAUCAGGCUCUCUCCGGAUCUCUCCAAGUUUUCUCAAUAGAGAUUCUACAUGCUCCCCGAAAGCCAGUGUUAGUCUGGUCAGAACUGUCAAGACUGACAUUCAAGGGUCAGCUUGCACAAACACCAAGAGUCGCAGACGGUACUCUCUUCCAUUCCGGCAUCGGGCAACGUCUCCAACGACGUCACAGGAGUCUGUGGAGACUGUGCUCGAGUGUCAACUUUGGCCUUCACCAGCGGUACUCGCACCAACUUCAACUGCAGCCAUCACCACUAGUACGAAGUGGCCUUUUUGUAUUCCGAUCCCAAGCAACAUCCCAGCAACGACGAGAACGGACCUCGGAAGCGUUAGCUACACUAUCACGGCCACGGUGACUCUUGCAUCAGGAAAAUCAGCUUUCAUAACCAGGGCACUUGAUAUAUUCUAUCGACUGGUGCCAACUUUGGAUCUCACGACCAGGCACGUUCGACAAUUUCCUGGCUCUCCUCUCCUAGUCGAUGUCAACAUGACACAACACCAGCCUAAAGCCGGCACGGCUUCACUCAUGUUCUCUGUAGCACUGAUAGCCCGGAACAUUCUUAGACCUGGCAUCCUAGAAGGCGAGAUGAAGUUUAUUACUAUCAAGACAAUCAAUUGGUGGAUCGAAGAAGAGGCCAGACUCACGGAGAUUAUCAGCAGCGACUUGCAGAGCUGCUCCAGUACUUGCAAGAAGUCCACUCGCUCUCUAAGUGACGGAGUUGUCAAAGUCGAGUGGCCAACGCGCAGUCGUCAACGAUCAGAUGAACAAAGCCUGAAACCCGGACGACUGGAGAUUAAUUUCAAUAUCAUGAUUCCUCGCAGCGCAGAGCCUGCGGACGACAUUUAUCUCGACAGCUAUGGCACCGGUGGUAGUGGGUGGAAUUAUCAAAGUCAAUUAGCCAGCAGACAAGUGAUCACGGUCGAUCACCACCUCAAGAUCGAGAUAAGCACAGGGGAGGAUACUUGGAAUAGCAGAACGAACACCUUAUUGGACCGGAAAAUUUUGGUUAAGUCGUACGGGACAAUCCUUCCAAUGCGAAUCCACCAGCUAGCCGACAGCAACGAGACAUUGCAUGGCGCCUGUUACCAGGAAGAGCUCCCAGCAUUUGAGGUGGCUCAGGCAUUGCCACCUCCAAGCUAUGAGACCAGCCUGCAAAGCACCAAACCGUUUUUCAUGGCCUAA
Molecule: messenger RNA, 1284 nt
Organism: Aspergillus homomorphus CBS 101889
Lineage: Eukaryota; Fungi; Ascomycota; Eurotiomycetes; Eurotiales; Aspergillaceae
Exons: 1
Coding region: 1-1284 (427 amino acids)
Source: RefSeq, a predicted model, not a curated record